This is a messenger RNA of Prosopis cineraria, 1564 nucleotides long. RefSeq lists its product as uncharacterized. Gene Ontology annotation, molecular function: calcium ion binding. Gene Ontology annotation, biological process: endoplasmic reticulum calcium ion homeostasis. The record is from RefSeq and is a predicted model, not a curated record. Gene Ontology annotation, cellular component: endoplasmic reticulum. NCBI's taxonomy places the organism in Eukaryota, Viridiplantae, Streptophyta, Magnoliopsida, Fabales, Fabaceae.
UUAACGCAAUCUCACACCACCAAACUCACCCCUCCUAAUCCCGAAACUCCUGACCCGGAUCCAUCGAAUUUUCGCUCCGAUGUUCAGUCCCCAGCUUCGGAUCUUCCCAAGACCUCGCCUACUGCGACAGCCUUUGAUUUCUGGGACGAAGAUGAAUUCGAAGGCCUACCGACUGAGCAACCCACUUCGGACACUCCUACUGCUAAGGGAAAUGCCAAACCUAUUAGCAAUAGUUCGGAAUCAACUGUUUCUCCGAAGCCUGAGAAUGUCAAGGGUUGGCGUUCGUUUUGGAUUGAGAUUGUUUGCGGAGGUUUUCUGAUCAUAUUUGCCGUCAAUUACUUCUAUGGGAAGCGCGAGAACGAGAAUAUCGCUCUUGCCUGGGCUGCGCAAUUCGCUGCCAAGGAUUCAAUUUUCGAGAAGAAUUUUAGUCUUGUGGGGAUUGGGGAAGGUGGUGAUGACUCUCCAUUGUUGUUGAAAGAAGGGCAAACGAUAUUCAAGUUCUACGCCAGCGGUAGAAGGUAUUGCCAGGGGCUGUUGGCUACGAUAGAGUUGAAGAGUAGGCAGGAUCUGUUAUCGAGAAUAUACAACAUGAUCGUGCCCACUAGGGACGAGAUUACGUUUGAGGCGUACAUGAAUGAGGAUGCUAUGGACCACGUGGUGUUUGCCAUGGCAAAGAAGAAAGCUGCAAAAUCUAUGCAGAAGGAUGAGAGGGAUUUGCAGAGGUUUGCGAGUCUUCUUUCGCCUCCGAAUGGGAAAAAGUGGGUAGCUGAGGAAUUGGCUGUUAUUUCAGAAUCAAAAGAAGUGGCUGCUGAUUUGAUUACCGAGGCGGUGCUUGACCAGGUAUUCGGUGACAAAGCUUUCGAGAAAUGAAAAAGUUUCAUUUCUAUACAUUUCUCUGAUCAACACCCAGCUAUCCACAGGAAGGUGUUGGUGUUCAAGUUUGUGCUUCCAGGUGCUAACAACAUGGCUGAUAUAGCACGACUGCUGGCUCUUGUGCCUUAUUACAUUGAUUUGAUCGGAAGAUAUAAAUUAAGUUCUCAGGCUCGGUCCAAGACAGAGGCUGCCCGAUUAAAGGUUGCUCAAGAAAUACAAAAGGAACUUCAUAAUGCCCGGCAAGAAGCCAUUCAGAGAAAAAAGGCUGAAAGGAAAAAGAUGAUGGAAGAGGCUGAGGCGAAGCUCAGUGCAGAGGCUACGAAGAAAGAAGUGAAAGAGCGUACUCGUCAGACGAAAAAGGCCAUGCCAAGGAUGAAAAUGACCCGUGGUUCCUAGUGUUUGAAGUCUCUCAAGUCUCCCGGUUCACGUUUAAAUCUCAUGUUCUUGCCAGGACCAUGCCUUCAGAAUCAUAGAAGGUUCCAAUCUGCCCUUCGACCUUCAUAAAAUUGCAGUUUUGUAGUUUGCAUGACUGAUAUAAUUUAGCUAGAGAUUCAUACCUGCAUCUUGAUAAGAUUUUGUGUGGAACAAAAUCUGAAAUUCUGAAAUAUAUUUACAUUUUUUUUCUUUUGCUCCUAUGAUAGUCAUUGUUCCUGGGCGACAAGAUUAUAUUCCCUUUUAUAUUUCUUUUGCA